AUGGUCUCACCCAAGGGAAAGGUCUUUCUCAUUGCCGGGCAUGUCUCCCUGGCUGGGCUGUUGUACGGCCUGGACACAGGCUCGAUCGGCCCGAUCACCCAAAUGCAUCAGUUUGAGUCCUCCAUAGGCCGACUCUCUUCCAUGCAGCAAGGUGUCUACGUCGCCUGUAUUCUUCUCUCCUCGUCCGCAUCCUCUCUUGUGAGCGGACAUGUCUCGGACCGUCUAUCGCGGAAGUACGGCAUCCUCAUCGGCAGUCUGCUCUCGCUGGUGGGGACGAUCAUCUCCGCGUGCUCACCCAACUUCGCUAGUCUGAUCGUCGCGAGGCUGAUCACCGGUGUCGGAAUGGGCCAGGCCAUCUCCGUCACGACCGUGUACCUGGUCGAGAUCGCCCCGGCAGAAGUGCGGGGUGUUGUGGCUUGUUCGCUCCAGCUUUACGUGGUGAUCGGAAUUAUGGUGGGAUACUUUGUCACAUACGGCACGCAGUAUCUCGCUGGCAGUAUGGCGUGGCGGGUGCCGUUCAUAAUCCAGGCGGCCAUGGCGGCUAUGCUGUCAGUUGUGAUGCUUCUGAUGCCGUUCUCACCGCGAUGGCUGGUUCAGGUCGGACGCGUUGAGGAUGCGCGUAUGGUUUUGCGAAAAUUGCGCCCGGAAUCAGCCGUCGAUGCGGAGCUGCAAGAGAUCGAGGGCAGCUUGCGGUCUCGGCGAGCGACUGCAAGUAUGGCGGAGAUAUUUGGGCGGAAGUACAUCAGUCGGACGGCACUGGGGGUGUUUUUGAUGACAUUUCAGCAGCUGACGGGGAUCGAUGUGGUUUUAUAUUACGCGCCAAUCCUCUUCCAACAAGCCGGCUUCACAUCCACGAAAGCUUCGUUCCUCUCAUCAGGAAUAAUUGGCAUCGUGAUGUUGGUGUUCACCAUCCCGGCCCAGAUCUGGGUGGAUCGAUGGGGGCGUCGCAAGCCGUUAAUUGCCGGGGGUGCCGCGAUGGCCAUCUGUUUCAUCGUCAUCGGUUCCCUGUAUGCGCGAUACGGACGUAUCACUCCUGAUGAGGUGACCUUGGAGUCGCACUCGGCGCAAUGGGCCGUGGUUGUGCUGAUCUUUAUCUUUGUGGCGAAUUUUUCCUGGUCAUGGGCGGUGGUUGGCAAAAUUUACGCCUCGGAGAUCAUUCCCACACGGCUGCGGGCAAAGGUGUGUGCGGUGGAGCUACUAGCCAACUGGAUUGUGAAUUUUGUAGUGACUCUUACGGCACCAUUGUUUCUGCAUCGGUCUCCAUCGGGGCCGUACUUUUUGUACGGGUUCUCAACGCUGGUGGCGGUGGCAGUGUGUGUGGUCAUGCCAGAGACGAAGGGACGGAGCUUGGAGGGGAUUGAGGAGUUGUUUGAGAAGAGAGAUAGCAGUUGA
Molecule: messenger RNA, 1392 nt
Organism: Aspergillus sclerotioniger CBS 115572
Lineage: Eukaryota; Fungi; Ascomycota; Eurotiomycetes; Eurotiales; Aspergillaceae
Product: sugar porter family MFS transporter
Exons: 4
Coding region: 1-1392 (463 amino acids)
Biological process (GO): transmembrane transport; carbohydrate transport
Cellular component (GO): membrane
Molecular function (GO): carbohydrate:proton symporter activity
Source: RefSeq, a predicted model, not a curated record